AUGGACCUGUCUUUUAAAGAUAAACAUUGGCAUGAAAGGUGCUUCUUAUGUAGUGUAUGCCAGGCAUCAUUGGCUGACAAACCAUUUGCCACAAAGGACAAUGAUCUCUACUGUCCAGAGUGUUAUGAUGAAAAGUUUUCACCACGCUGUGAUGGCUGUAAAAAGAUAUUUAAAGCUGGUUCACGUAAAUAUGAGUAUAAAGGAUCAACAUGGCAUGAAGAAUGCUUCACUUGUAUUGAAUGUAAACAACCAAUUGGAGCAAAAAGUUUUGUGCCCAAAGAUGAUGGUGUUGUGUGUGUACCAUGCUACGAAGAGAAAUACUCCCAGAAAUGCUGUAAAUGUAAUAAGGCCAUCCAAAAAGGAGGAGUUACUUAUAAAGGUCAACCAUGGCAUAAGACCUGUUUCUUGUGCACAAAUUGUAGCUGUGAACUAGCCGGUCAGAAGUUUACUUCACGGGAUGAAAAGCCAUACUGUGCAGACUGCUAUACACAGUUGUUCGCAAAACACUGCGCAAAGUGUACAAAACCAAUAAGCGGUUUCGGUGGGUGCAAAUUUGUGACAUUCGAGGAUAAACACUGGCAUUCCGAUUGUUUCAACUGUAGUAAAUGUCAAAAUAGCCUUGUAGGCAAAGGAUUCCUUGUCUCAGACGACGGUGUUGUUUGUCCAGAAUGUGCAAGAUAA
Heterobilharzia americana is the source of this 681-nucleotide messenger RNA. NCBI's taxonomy places the organism in Eukaryota, Metazoa, Platyhelminthes, Trematoda, Strigeidida, Schistosomatidae. The record is from the annotation of a GenBank genome assembly.